UAUAUACACUCACUCUAGAUUAAUGUAAAAUUUUGAACUAUAAAACCAUUUAAGACUUUUUUUAAGGUAAGAUUUAGGAAGUGAAGGUCUUAAAUUGUCGAGGGUUUGACUCAGUUGACAACACAAUUGAGCUUGUAGGAGAGGAUUUAGUUUGAUUCCCACAAAAAACACUAUUGCGGAGGGGAGAGGAUUUUAAGUAUAAUUAUGCCCAAUCCAAACAUCCAAUUUACUUUAAGUGUGUGUUUGAAUAAGGGUCACAAAAUUGAUUUUUGGUAAAAUUGAUUUUGAAGUAAUGUUAUUUAUGUUUGAAAGAUUUUAUUAUAAAAGCUAAAAAGUAGUAAAACUGAUAGCGUGUUUGUUUAUGCGUCUUUUAUGCAUGUCUUAUUGCAAUUUAACGUCAAAUGGGUGAGCAAUACACGGAACCUACUUCUUCCGAAUUCAAGCAAUGCAUGUCCACUUGGAAUUGAGCAAAACGAAACACCCAUUUGUGCAAAUUUGAAGUGCCCCCUUACAGCUCCUGCCAAGUCAAGGGUGUCAAGGACGGAUUUUAUUUCCUCCUUGUCACACAAGAUGACCGACAAUAACGUGAAAGUUAAACCUCUUUCCAAGGUUGCUGCAACCCCGAACGCUAAGGUGAAGCAAUCACCUUCUGUGGCCAAGGCCUUGACUACACCAAGGAAUCAUCAGAAGAAGGUUUCCAAUGUAGAACAAUUUAGAAGUGUUCAGAGCAAGAAAGCCUUGACUGUUGGUGUGCCUAAGAGCAGAGUGGUGGCGAAGGCUCUUGUUUUUCACUCACCUAAGAAGGCACUAAAGAUCAAGAGUUCUAUAGAAUUGAAAACGGCAAUGAGAACACUGUGUCCAGCAAUGAAUAAGCUUGAACUCAAUGGAGUGAAGAAGAAUGGAGAAGGAGGUAGCAACUCAUUGGCAGUGGCUACCUGGAAAAAACAAUUGAGGGGAAGAGAGGUUAAAAGCCGUGUGUUUGAUUCCUUGUAUUCUAUUAAUCGUAAGGAACCAGAAACCAACACAAAGACAAGUUUGAUGGAGAAGAAAGUAAAAAAAUGCAUGCAGAAACGCCAGGUUGCUGUGCCUCAUGAAACUGACACUAGUGAUAUGGAGAUAGAUGAAAAAUCUAGGUGUGGCUCUCUAGAAGGAUGCCAUGAAUCAGGAACUUCAGGAAGUGGUGGUGAAUUGUCUCUUGGAGAUGAAAAAUCCCAUGAAUCAACAAGAGGAGAGAGUUCAGUUCCAGUUUUGUCAGAAGCUUCUAGAGGUGACAUUACCUGGCUUUCAAGUCUGAACAAUGAAAAGAACGAGACUACAGAAAGGAGUGAAAAAGAAGAGACAAAGAACUCAGUUUCUGAUAAGGGAAAAGUUUCUGAAACCAAGAAGAGAAGGGCUGAAGAAAAUUCAUUGGCUUCUGAUGACAAAGAAAAUGAGAGGCAACUCACUGAGAAUGAUGACAAGGAAAAUGUUUCAGCCCCUCAUGAGAACAUAGAGAUGAGUACCAAUGAUGAUGUGCAAAAAAAAAAGGCUAUUCUUGGGAGCAAACAUGAGGAUUUGAGAAAAACACAAAAGAAAUCUACAUCGACCUCAACUACUCCUCAAGUUCUGAAAUACAGAAAAUUAAAGCCCACAAGUCCUAAGCCUUUUAAGCUGAGAACUGAUGAAAGGGGAAUUUUAAAAGAAGCAAACUUGGAUAGGAAAAUCCCCUCAUCUUUAAAAGAAACCACCGUUAAAGGUAGUGAGUCCAAGGCAAUGAGGAAAUAUCAGAAUGCGAAGCGAACAAGUGAAACUUGUUCCACAAAAAGUGAACAAGUCACUGAUAAUUAUAGCAGCUGUGAUGAGAAAUCAAAACAAACAACACAAGAAAACAAAUCUGGGAGCAUUAAAAGUAACAACUCCAACUGCAAGGUGCAACGUAAAUUAUCUGCUACAACACCUCAUAGAAAUCCUCCUGGUCCUAAACUUCAGAAAGCCAUUGAUCAGGAUGACAAUUUCAAAAGAAAAUCGCAAAUGAUGCAACGUAAAAUUGUAAGGCCUCGGAGUGCUUUGCCAAGGAAGAAAGAAAAAGCUGUCCUUGCAACAAAACUUAGUGUUAUUAUUGAAAAGCCAUCAGAUAUUGUGAAGCCAAAGGAAACAAAGGCACGUAAAAAUGACGCAGCUUCUUCACCUACAAGUACAGGUUCCGUUCACAGGCCUUUUUCACGGGGAAGGAGGGAUUUAACUGUUCCCAAGGAACCAAAGUUUCAGAGUCUACAUGUGCCAAAGGACUGCACCACCAGGAAACACACAUAAGAGCUUCUUCACCUACAAGUAAAACUACAGGUUCCGUUCACAGGCCUUUUUCACGGGGAAGGAAGGAUUUAACUGUUCCCAAGGAACCAAAGUUUCAGAAUCUACAAGUGCCAAAGGACUGUUGGGGGGUGGAGGGAGGGAUGUUGUUCAAUAUAAUCAUUGAAUUUUUAGCAGCUUUGGGAAAAUGGAUUGAUGAUGUGUUGUUGUAACUUGCGAGUUUGUCUAGACUAGACUGUAUGUGCAAACAUGAGAUUUUGUUAACGUGGUGUUUUUAAUUAUGACAAUCAUGAAGAGAACUUUUUGAGUUUAUGCACUGUCACUUGUAAGUUGAGAGAGAUGAAUCAAUUGUAUACUAUUUGAUUUUUAUUUUAUUUUAUUUGUACUUUA
Glycine soja is the source of this 2679-nucleotide messenger RNA. RefSeq names its product myb-like protein X. Bases 373 to 2292 code for a protein of 639 amino acids. Lineage: Eukaryota; Viridiplantae; Streptophyta; Magnoliopsida; Fabales; Fabaceae. The record is from RefSeq and is a predicted model, not a curated record. The transcript has 8 exons.